AUGCUCUUCUGCCCUUACUGCAGCAACAACUUGACGAUCGGUGACGGCGAUGAUGGACCGGACAAGUGCUGGAUCUGCCCGACGUGUCCCUACAAGUGGGUGAUUACGCAGCAGAUUAGCAUGCGCACCCAUCUGCAGCGCAAGGAGGUCGACGACGUUAUGGGCGGUGCCGAAGCAUGGGCUAGGGUCGACCAGGCUGAUGCCGACUGCCCAAAGUGCCAGGAGUGCCACCGCGCCUACUUCCGCCAGUUGCAGAUCCGCUCCGCCGACGAGCCGAUGACCACCUUUUACAAGUGCAUCGACUGCGGACACCAGUGGCGCGAGAACUAG
Molecule: messenger RNA, 330 nt
Organism: Cutaneotrichosporon cavernicola
Lineage: Eukaryota; Fungi; Basidiomycota; Tremellomycetes; Trichosporonales; Trichosporonaceae
Gene: RPC11
Exons: 4
Coding region: 1-330 (109 amino acids)
Biological process (GO): DNA-templated transcription; termination of RNA polymerase III transcription
Cellular component (GO): RNA polymerase III complex
Molecular function (GO): nucleic acid binding; zinc ion binding
Source: RefSeq, a predicted model, not a curated record